CGCCACCGUCCGGCCCGCCCGCCAGUCAGCACCGCUGCGCCGCCGCCAAGCGUUCGGGGCGCCGCGCCGCGAGGAGCCGGGAUGGGGCUUCGGGCGCUGGGCGCGCUCCGAACCCGGCGCACGUGAGAGAGCCGAGGAGCGCCAGGAGCCGCCCCGCUGCCCGGAGCCCCGUCGCCCAGGAGACGGGGAUGUCGGAGUCGCCGCCGCCCGUUCCCCGAGGAGCCGCCGCCCCCGGGAUCCCCGGGCAUGGUGCGCGCCCGGGCCCGCAGCGCCCGAAGCAGACGGCGCCCCCUACGCCCGACCACCCGCGUGGCCCGGGCCGCGCCGCGCGAGCCCUCUAGGCGGCCGCAGGGCCCCAGCUGCUCCACCGCCGGCGCUCCCUCGGAAACCAUGACCCCCGGCGCGGGCCCAUGGAGCCAUGGCCUAUAGGGUCCUGGGCCGCGCGGGGCCACCUCAGCCGCGGAGGGCGCGCAGGCUGCUCUUCGCCUUCACGCUCUCGCUCUCCUGCACUUACCUGUGUUACAGCCUCCUGUGCUGCUGCGACGACCUGGGUCAGAGCCGCCUCCUCGGCGCGCCUCGCUGCCUUCGAGGCCCCGGCGCGGGUGGCCAGAAACUUCUUCAGAAGUCCCGCCCCUGCGAUCCCCCGGGCCCGACGCCCAGUGAGCCCAGCGCGGCCAGCGCGCCUGCUGCCGCCGCGCCCGCCUCUCGCCUCUCCGGUGUCAACCACUCCGGCUCGCCUAAGCUGGGUACCAAGCGACUGCCCCAGGCCCUCAUUGUGGGCGUGAAGAAAGGAGGCACCCGCGCCGUGCUGGAGUUUAUCCGCGUGCACCCGGACGUGCGGGCCUUGGGCACCGAGCCCCACUUCUUCGACAGGAACUACGGCCGCGGGCUGGACUGGUACAGGAGCCUGAUGCCUCGGACCCUCGAGAGCCAGAUCACACUGGAGAAGACGCCCAGCUAUUUCGUCACUCAAGAGGCCCCUCGCCGCAUCUUCAACAUGUCGCGGGACACCAAGCUGAUCGUGGUCGUGCGGAACCCGGUGACCCGCGCCAUCUCGGAUUACACCCAGACGCUCUCCAAGAAGCCCGACAUCCCGACCUUCGAGGGCCUCUCCUUCCGCAACCGCACGCUGGGCCUGGUGGACGCGUCCUGGAACGCCAUCCGCAUCGGCAUGUACGCGCUGCACUUGGAGAGCUGGCUGCGGUACUUCCCGCUGGCCCAGAUCCACUUUGUCAGCGGCGAGAGGCUCAUCACCGACCCGGCCGGCGAGAUGGGGCGCGUCCAGGACUUCCUGGGCAUUAAGAGGCUCAUCACGGACAAGCACUUCUACUUCAACAAGACCAAAGGAUUCCCUUGCUUGAAAAAAACCCAAUCGAGCCUCCUGCCUCGAUGCCUGGGCAAAUCCAAAGGCAGAACUCAUGUACAGAUCGAUCCUGAGGUGAUAGACCAGCUGCGGGAAUUUUAUAGACCUUAUAAUAUUAAAUUCUAUGAAACGGUCGGGCAGGACUUCCGAUGGGAAUGAGCCUCCGCGAUGGGAGGGCGUGUCUGCUGGUCUCUUCCAUGGGGUUUGCCCGAGAGCCUCUGUCCCCGGCGAAGCCAGGCUCCAGCCCCGGUUCCCAUCUUGGGUCCCAUCAUCCUGCAACUGGGAAGCCCCCAGCGAAGGCCAGGAGACCGGGGGUCCCUGCCACUUAGCCCUGCCAGUGCAAAUUGAUCUGUUUCCGGCACCCCUGGGCAAUUCCAGAUGGCUUCCCCUUGGCUCAUAAGAGGUCCUGGGAAAUUGCUUUAGGAAGAGUGGAUCUUCCGACUAUGAUACAUAUUAUAAGUGGUGAUGGUUCUGUUGCUAUGAACACAGCAGUCUGUCCGGGUCCCUGUCCACCCCGGAGUGGGCUUGUUUAAUUCCGAGUGGCACGUACCUCCCUCUGAGCUCACUCUCCAGAGCUGCUCUGGGUGGUGGAUGGGAGAGCAGCCUCACCCUCCUGACCUUAGCAGCUCAUGGGGAGACAGGAGGGCUGGAGGCAACACCACCACCCCCACCCCCGCCACGGAUCCCCCUCCCCACCCUCCACCCCCAGCCAUUCCCAGCAGACAGACCCUUUGCUAAUGAAAUAAAUCAGUGAUUUCAAAGCCUCUGGGCUCAACUCUACUUGAAGGGGAACUGUCUUUGCAAAGCAGUCUGUGACUCUCGCUGCUCCCUGUGGACAAAAGCACAUAAUUUUCUGCUGUUACGGGUACUUUCCUCAUGCGAGCUUUCAUGUUCAGCAUGCAACGGAAUCAUGCUUGUCCAUGUGAAAUAAAUAUGGCUCUCUCGUGUCCUUAUGGCUGGGCUUUCUCUGUA
Sus scrofa (pig) is the source of this 2335-nucleotide messenger RNA. RefSeq names its product heparan sulfate-glucosamine 3-sulfotransferase 2 (gene HS3ST2). NCBI's taxonomy places the organism in Eukaryota, Metazoa, Chordata, Mammalia, Artiodactyla, Suidae. The record is from RefSeq and is a predicted model, not a curated record. Gene Ontology annotation, molecular function: [heparan sulfate]-glucosamine 3-sulfotransferase activity.